Molecule: messenger RNA, 1224 nt
Organism: Linum tenue
Lineage: Eukaryota; Viridiplantae; Streptophyta; Magnoliopsida; Malpighiales; Linaceae
Source: the annotation of a GenBank genome assembly
AUGGCUCUCUACUACAGCUCGACUGCCACUCCCGCCGGAGCCGGCGGCAUACUCCGAUCCGGGGCCGGGAAGGACUACAGCCUCUUCACUCUCAGCUCCGCUUCUUUCUCCCACAGCAAUGACUACUCUCCCACCACUUGCGCUUCGCUGCGAGCUUCUGCGGAUUCGGCUCCCAAAGCCCGGUUCGUGGCACGGCGGAAGGAAUCUAUCUCCGUCAGCCAACUUGGGCGCCCUCUAAGUAAUGUUAGGAUAAGCGUAUGUUAUUUUCACUUCGUGUCAGGGAUCUGGGUUUUGCUUGUUCUGAUUGAGGGUUUUCUUGCUUUGGUUGGCAACUUUGUAGCGGAGUAUAUGAGCUUGCCGGCGAGUCAGUACUCGGUGCUGGAUGCCGAGAGGAUAGAGAGGGUGGAUGACAACACGUUCAGGUGUUAUGUCUACAGGUUCAAGUUCUUCAAUUUUGAAGUUUGCCCUGUUUUGCUGGUUAAGGUUGAGGAGCAGCCUUAUGGCUGCUGCAUUAACCUCUUGUCCUGUAAGCUUGAGGGUUCACCCAUUGUCGUUGCACAGAAUGACAAAUUUGAUGCUUCUAUGGUGAAUCGGAUCUCAUGCGAUACCAACCAAAGCAAUUCAUUGGUACAGCAACUUACUUCUGAUGCUGUCAUUGAGGUGAGCAUUGAAGUCCCUUUUGCUUUUAGACUACUUCCAGCCGGAGCAAUUGAAUCAGCCGGGACAGGGGUCCUGCAACAGAUACUGGGCAUCAUGCUUCCCCGCUUUAUGCAGCAGCUUGUGAAGGACUAUCAAGCAUGGGCCUCCGGUGAUACCUCAAGACAGGCACUUGGAACGGGUGAGAUAUGAGAACUUGGAGCUUUUCUGGAGGUGGAAAUCAUUCGAUAGUUUCGAGUUCGUGCCACACCAUUAUUAUGCAGAGUAGAGACAGUAUUAGCUGCAGAACUUUGUCCUUCUUAUCUGUCAUUUCUCCAGAUCGGAAGUAGUGAAUUUAUGUGACACUGUAAAUUAUGACGAUGUUAGUUACUUGUCUAUUACAUUCUUCUUUCUAAGACUGGAUAAGAAUUCUCCUCACACAGUUGGAAAAUGGGGCUGCCCUUUAUCUGGCUGGUGGUCACUGCCUGCUCUGUUUGUUGGCAGAAACAUAUGCAGGUUUUCAUUCCACCUAUGGCUCGAAUUUUGCGAUCUAUGAAACCUUCUGCAGAUGCUCUUAUUAGCAAGCUA